CUGGGACGGUGGUGGUGGGUCUGGGUGCCGGGUAGCCGUCCAGGAUGAUUAAAAAAUUCGACAAGAAGGACGAGGAGUCCGGCAGUGGCUCCAGUCCCUUCCAACACCUGGAGAAGAGCACGGUCUUGCAGGAGGCUCGUUUGUUCAAUGAAACUCCCAUCAACCCAAGAAGAUGUUUACAUAUUCUUACAAAGAUCCUUUACUUACUGAACCAGGGUGAAUACUUCGGAACCACGGAAGCCACGGAAGCCUUCUUCGCCAUGACCCGAUUGUUUCAGUCAAAUGACCAAACACUGAGGAGAAUGUGUUAUCUUACGAUCAAAGAAAUGGCCACCAUCUCUGAGGAUGUGAUCAUUGUCACGAGCAGUCUGACUAAAGACAUGACUGGAAAGGAAGAUGUGUACCGUGGCCCCGCCAUCAGGGCUCUCUGCAGAAUCACUGACGGAACAAUGUUGCAAGCUAUUGAACGCUAUAUGAAGCAGGCCAUUGUGGAUAAAGUGCCCAGUGUGUCCAGCUCAGCACUGGUGUCCUCCUUGCACAUGAUGAAGAUAAGCUACGACGUGGUGAAACGCUGGAUCAAUGAAGCCCAGGAAGCAGCUUCAAGCGACAGCAUCAUGGUCCAGUACCACGCACUGGGAGUUCUGUAUCACCUUAGGAAGAAUGAUCGCCUUGCUGUUUCCAAGAUGCUGAACAAGUUUACUAAGUCUGGCCUCAAGUCACAGUUUGCUUAUUGCAUGCUGAUCCGAAUCGCCAGUCGCCUACUGAGAGAAGCUGAGGAUGGCCAUGAAAGUCCGCUUUUUGAUUUCAUCGAGAGCUGCUUGCGAAAUAAACAUGAAAUGGUUAUUUACGAGGCUGCCUCUGCUAUCACCCAUCUGCCUAACUGCACGGCCAGGGAGCUGGCGCCCGCUGUGUCAGUUCUUCAGCUUUUCUGUAGCUCUCCUAAGCCAGCGUUGAGAUAUGCAGCUGUAAGGACCCUGAAUAAAGUGGCAAUGAGACACCCUUCUGCGGUCACUGCCUGCAAUCUGGAUCUGGAGAACUUGAUCACAGACGCCAACAGAAGCAUUGCCACCCUGGCCAUCACCACGCUGCUCAAGACGGGCAGUGAGGGCAGUGUGGACAGGCUCAUGAAGCAGAUUUCCUCUUUUGUAUCUGAAAUCUCAGAUGAAUUCAAGGUGGUGGUCGUGCAGGCGGUCAGCGCACUCUGUCAGAAGUACCCGCGGAAGCACGGCGUCAUGAUGACCUUCCUCUCCAGCAUGCUCCGAGACGACGGAGGCUUUGAAUACAAGCGGGCCAUCGUGGACUGCAUCGUCAGCAUUGUGGGAGAGAACCCGGAGAGCAGGGAAGCGGGGCUGGCUCACCUCUGCGAGUUCAUCGAGGACUGUGAGCACACUGUGCUGGCGACACAGAUUCUGCACUUACUGGGCAAGGAGGGUCCCAGAAGCCCCGUGCCCUCCAAGUAUAUUCGCUUUAUCUUUAAUAGAGUUGUCUUGGAGAAUGAGGCUGUCAGAGCAGCGGCAGUCAGCGCUCUGGCCAAAUUUGGAGCUCAGAAUGAGAACCUCCUUCCGAGCAUCCUCGUGCUCUUACAGAGGUGUAUGAUGGAUACUGAUGAUGAAGUCCGGGACAGAGCCACCUUCUAUCUGAAUGUGCUGCAGCAGAAGCAGAUGGCCCUGAAUGCCACGUACAUUUCCAGUGGUUUGACAGUGUCUGUACCAGGGAUGGAAAAAGCUUUACAGCAGUACACACUGGAACCUUCAGAGAAGCCCUUUGAUAUGACGUCCAUCCCUCUUGCUGUGGCUCCUGUCUUCGAACAGAAGGCAGAAAUCACACUUGUGGCUGCUAAGCCAGAGAAGUUGGCUCCUUCCAGGCAAGACAUUUUCCAAGAACAGUUGGCUGCCAUCCCUGAGUUUAUGAAUCUAGGACCCUUGUUCAAGUCCUGUGACCCUGUUCAGCUUACGGAAGCAGAGACCGAGUAUUUUGUCCGGUGCAUCAAGCACAUCUUCCCCAGUCACAUUGUGUUCCAGUUUGACUGCACAAAUACUCUCAAUGACCAGCUGCUGGAGAAGGUGACAGUCCAGAUGGAGCCGUCUGAUUCUUGCGAGGUGCUGUGUUGUAUCCCAGCCUCCAGCCUCACUUACAACCAUCCAGGAAUAUGUUACACUCUUGUGCGCUUGCCUGAGGAUGAUCCUACAGCAGUUGCAGGCACCUUCAGCUGUACCAUGAAGUUUACGGUCCGGGACUGCGACCCUAACACGGGCCUUCCUGAUGAGGAUGGGUACGAUGAUGAGUAUGUGCUAGAAGAUCUUGAAGUGACUGUGUCUGACCAUAUCCAGAAGGUUCUACAGCCUAACUUCGCUGCUGCCUGGGAAGAAGUGGGAGAUACGUUUGAGAAAGAGGAGACCUUUGUCCUCAGUUCCACCAAGACCCUUGAAGAAGCUGUCCACAAUAUCAUCACAUUCCUGGGCAUGCAGCCAUGUGAGCGGUCGGAUAAAGUACCAGAGAACAGAAAUUCCCAUUCGCUCUAUCUGGCAGGGGUAUUCAGAGGUGGCUGGGCUCUGCUGGUGCGGUCCAGGCUGGCCUUAGCACAUGGAGUGACCAUGCAGGUGACGGUCCGAAGCCAAGAAAGAACACCUGUAGAUGUUAUCCUGGCUUCUGUUGGCUGAGUCCUCACUGGGAAACACGGAGUUCAUGGACACUGCACCGUAAGUGCACUCUAGGCUAGUGGCAUGAAUUCCCCAGAAUCAAAUUUUUAAAGAUUAAUAACUUUGGAGAAGCAAAAUAAACACUGAGCCCUGAGCCAGCAGAUCAAGCAGA
Ochotona curzoniae (black-lipped pika) is the source of this 2811-nucleotide messenger RNA. It is a transcript of the gene COPG2, whose product is annotated as COPI coat complex subunit gamma 2. Gene Ontology annotation, molecular function: structural molecule activity. The transcript is spliced from 24 exons. NCBI's taxonomy places the organism in Eukaryota, Metazoa, Chordata, Mammalia, Lagomorpha, Ochotonidae. Gene Ontology annotation, cellular component: endoplasmic reticulum-Golgi intermediate compartment; endoplasmic reticulum; COPI vesicle coat. Gene Ontology annotation, biological process: organelle transport along microtubule; protein secretion; intracellular protein transport. The record is from RefSeq and is a predicted model, not a curated record. Bases 45 to 2660 code for a protein of 871 amino acids.